Hyposmocoma kahamanoa is the source of this 1700-nucleotide messenger RNA. RefSeq lists its product as uncharacterized. Gene Ontology annotation, cellular component: preribosome, large subunit precursor; Las1 complex. The coding region runs from base 1 to 1611 and encodes 536 amino acids. Gene Ontology annotation, biological process: maturation of LSU-rRNA; maturation of 5.8S rRNA. Gene Ontology annotation, molecular function: endonuclease activity. The record is from RefSeq and is a predicted model, not a curated record. Lineage: Eukaryota; Metazoa; Arthropoda; Insecta; Lepidoptera; Cosmopterigidae. The transcript has 2 exons.
AUGAGUGAAUAUUAUCACAUAGUUCCUUGGUUCAACAGCGCGGAGUGGCUCAAAGUAUAUGAAUUAAUUUAUUCACCAAAUUCGACCUUCGAAACUAAACAAGAGGCGCUAAAGCAGUUAUUGGUAUGGAAAGCUAGAUGUCCAUCAUUACCUUCGGGCGUAGAAUCUACGUUAACUUUACUAGAAGUAUAUAUUCAAGACGCGAAAAUUUCCGGCGAUGCUAUCAACGAGCAGUUACUCCGUUUGGCGUAUUCGUCAGCGAUUAUGCGUUUUGUAAAUCACAUGCUUGAUACAGAAACCGCGCGGGGCUCCAGUUUGUAUCAGGCAGCGAAAAACUUGGGUGUUCCCGACUGGAUAAUUGAUAUGAGACAUAACACGGCCCAUAGUAGUAAUCUACCAUCCAUUGAGAUCCUCAGAGAUGCCUGUUCAAUUAGUCUGGAUUGGCUACAAAAAUUUUACUGGGAGAAACACAAAAUGUGCAUAAAAGACUAUGUAGCAGGACAAAAAGAAACGAAUGUCAAUGACGAAAAUAAAAUUGCUGUAUUGAUGAACUACUGCAUCUCUCUAAGCAUUUGCACACAUUCACGAUGUAAAAUAAAGAAUUUAUCAGAAAUACCUGAUGUCACAAUGAGGGAAUCUAUUGUGAAUGAUGUAAGAGAUCUAUUUGGGGAUAAAAUAGAUCUGUCCAACUUAAAGACUGUGUCUAUUAUGUCCUUAGUUAACGCAAUCAAUUUGCAGUCAAAAAAGAUGUUAAGAACUGCAAAUGCUGUGACAUAUGUGAAUAAAGCACUGCUUGGAGAAGAUUCUUUAUUUCUUUCUAUGGAAUUACUAAAUGCAAUGGGCAACAAUGAAUUCUAUCACAAGAAUCAGUUGAAUAGGCCAUAUGUGCAAUGCUUUGAGUUUAUGUUGACAUUUCUGCAUUCAAAUGAUCUGUUGUUAGAUUUCCUAAUGGAGCUAAUCAAGAUAUCUGAAUAUUCCAAUUCUGACAAAGAUAGAAGUCGUCUGGCUGCCCUCUGGGUGUCUGAGAUUUUAGCAGCAUUGAGAAAAUCCAAAUAUUUUAUAGAUAAAAUUAAAAAAAUAAACAAAAACGACUUUGAAAGCAAGAAGAGAAAGGAUCUUAAGCUAUUGUUCCACCACUGGUUUCCAAAUGAGAAAGUUAAUGGCCUGUUACUUGAUUUACAAAAACCUGUUCCUAGGGAACUAAUGGACUUGAAUUUUAUAAGGCCUAUUAUAUCCCGUUAUAAUUUAAAUUUAAUAUAUUUUGUCAGAGAGCUUCUUAAUUUAAUUGAGCCACAUUUGCCAAAAGUUACAACAGAAAAAAUAUGUAAACUUGCUAAAUUGAUUUCUAGUCCAAAGACUCUUUCUUCAGUGGCUUCCAAAAUUUAUACAGUUGAUGAUUUGAAAAAGGCACAAGAGCAUUCAAUAGAUGAUGACAAUGAUUCAGACUGUCAGAUAUAUGAGGACAUUGAAAUAAAUGGCGAUAACAAUACUGGACGAAUAGCACACGGUAUUUGGCAGUUGGCAUCAAAUACUUUCAACUGGUCUACUUGCCCACUUGGUCUUCUACCUUGGCAGCAAAAGUCUAAUGAGGAUACACAGACUGACACUUGAUUAUGCCAACCAUGUUAGGCCUACUACAAAGCAUUGGUGUCGUUUGUAAAAUUGAUAUGCAUUUCAUUAAUAAAACAAAGUAAAUUUCC